Messenger RNA from Pleurotus ostreatus (oyster mushroom), 624 nucleotides. RefSeq lists its product as uncharacterized. The record is from RefSeq and is a predicted model, not a curated record. NCBI's taxonomy places the organism in Eukaryota, Fungi, Basidiomycota, Agaricomycetes, Agaricales, Pleurotaceae. Gene Ontology annotation, cellular component: membrane; cytoplasm. The transcript is spliced from 6 exons. The coding region runs from base 1 to 624 and encodes 207 amino acids.
AUGGCAACCAUCGCCAUUGCCAGAGCCUAUCAACAGUCCUUCGAUGCACGUCCACACACAACGCUCGCCAUCACAGGCGGUCUCUUCAAUGCACUGGGGGAUUUUGUAGCCCAGGUUUACCAGAACACGAUUGGAUUGAAACCUCGAGAACGGCCUCGAACAUAUGAUAUAGCGCGCACAUUGCGCUUUUUCUGCUUUGGAUUCGCGAUGAGCCCUCUGUUGGGACGGUGGAACCAAUUUCUGGAACACACGUUUCCCCUACGAAGCAAUGGUCCUGCAUCGAAAGUCAGUUGGGUGGCAUUAGGGAAAAGAGUAGCUUGCGAUCAAAUAGUCUUGGCUCCUUUUGGUCUCGCUCUUUUCCUUGGCACAAUGGGAAUCAUGGAAGGACGUAACCGACGCCAAAUUCAGCAGAAGUACUCCGACAUUUACGUCCCGGCACUCCUUACCAAUUGGAAGGUUUGGCCAGCCGCUCAGCUCAUAAACUUCCGGUAUAUGCCCCUUCCAUACAGGAUACCAUUCCAAUCCACAUGCGGCGUAUUUUGGACGUUAUAUUUAUCUAUGCUUAACUCCCGAGAGGACGCGAAACAAGAUAGAGAGGCCGCAAUGCAUCGUAUACUUGGGUAG